AUGAUGGUCCGCCUCCAACGCAAAUCCUCCCAAAAGAGCUCCCACUCCGAUGCAUCCACCACUCAAAGCAGCCCCGUCGCCAGCGCGAGUAAUCUCCCGCCCGGCUUCAUAGCACCCACAAAACCACCCUACCUCUGGCGCGUAACGGACAGCACCUCCCUCACCCGCAUCGACCCUUCCACUGGCUCCUUCGACACCGGCGUGUGCCUCUGGGGCCACUGGUCCUACUGGACCUCCAUCAUCAACCCUCGCAACCUCAACGCUCAAAUCGACUGGUCCCACAAAUUCACACCUUCCGGCCACGGCGAUCCUCCCUUGUUCAUCUCCGCUACCGACGAUUCGCAGUGGGCGUACGAAGAAUUCGAUCGCAGGAUGCAGAGGAGACGGAGGCAUGUGCGGAUCAACGUGAUAGAUACGGCGGCUCUUGAGUGGGAGCUUGCAUUUCUUGAAAAUGGGUCCAGGUUGCCAGUUCUGAGAGAUAAAGAGACUGGGUGCACGUUCUUCUCGUCAGAGGGCGCGAGCGGUGCAUUGGGUUGGGUGAAUCCAUAUCGGAGUCGCAGUGAGUGGUUUGCUAUCAAGUGUAUCCCAGCAAAAGUUAUACUGCCAGAAGCAUGGGGAGACGAUUAG
Lecanosticta acicola is the source of this 627-nucleotide messenger RNA. The record is from the annotation of a GenBank genome assembly. Lineage: Eukaryota; Fungi; Ascomycota; Dothideomycetes; Mycosphaerellales; Mycosphaerellaceae.